AUGGCAGCCGCCGCACCACCACCACCUCCAACAGCAACCCCAGAACCAAACAUGAACCCCCAAACCUCCACCAUAGGCCACCCUCUCUUCUCCCGCAUCCGCCUCGCCACACCUCACGACGUCCCCUCCAUCCACAAACUCAUCCACCAAAUGGCCGUCUUCGAGCGCCUCACUCACCUCUUCUCCGCCACCGAAUCAAACCUCUCCUCCUCUCUCUUCACCUCUCCUCCUUUCAAAUCCUUCACCGUCUUCCUCCUCGAAGUCUCCCGCUCCCCUUUCCCCCCCUCCUCCCUCUCCCAAGACUCCUUCACGCCUCUCCUCAAAACUCACAACCUCGACCUCCCUAUCGAGGACCCGGAGAGUUACAACUUUACCCCGGAUAUGUUGAGCGACGUGGUGGUGGCGGGGUUCGUGUUGUUUUUCCCGAAUUACUCGAGCUUUUUGGGGAAGCCGGGGUUUUAUAUAGAGGAUAUAUUCGUGAGGGAGCCGUAUAGGAGGAAAGGGUUUGGGAGGGAGUUGUUGAGUGCGGUGGCGAAGCAGGCGGUGAAGAUGGGUUACGGGAGGGUGGAGUGGGUUGUGCUUGAUUGGAAUGUGAAUGCUAUUAGGUUUUAUGAGCAGAUGGGUGCUGAGGUUCUUCAGGAGUGGAGGGUUUGUAGGCUUACUGGUGAUGCUCUUCUCGCUUUUGAUAAUGUUAACAUCUGA
Messenger RNA from Eruca vesicaria subsp. sativa (arugula), 702 nucleotides. The record is from the annotation of a GenBank genome assembly. NCBI's taxonomy places the organism in Eukaryota, Viridiplantae, Streptophyta, Magnoliopsida, Brassicales, Brassicaceae.